ACGAUGCAAGUUGUUUCCAUGGUAACUUUGUUGCGGUCCCCCCAUGCUGGCGUGACCCUAUGAAUUAUGAUCAUUUAGAAAAUUAUUCGUUUGUUUUGUGUUUAUAUUUUAACUGUCACUCUAUAUAAAUCCAUCUUUUUUUGCUUUAUGCACUUAAACUUCGUUUCAAGAUCAAUCGGUGUUUGUAUUCUUGCAGUUUGUAGUUUUGGUCUAGUUUUCUGGAACAUGUUUGGAUCUCCAGUGGACUUUUCAUUUAAGGAGCUCAACACAAUCCCAGACAUUCUUUCUGAUAUGCCUAAUCCAGGCGCUCGUCCACUAAAGCGUGACUCGGAGCAGAAGUUCCUCAGCCGGACGCUCAGACUCAGCAACAACUUCAUCUCAGACUUUUCAGGACUGACGGACACAAUCUCUGCUCUGUUUGCCGAGCCGACACGUCUGGCCUGGCUCGACCUCUCCUUCAACGAGAUUCGACACAUCGACCCAGUCCUCACUCAACUUAAAGAGUUACGUUUGUUGUAUCUCCAUGGAAAUUAUAUUAGUAAGUUGUCAGAAGUGGAUAAACUUGCUGUACUGCCGUCUCUCCAUACCAUCACUCUGCACGGCAACCCCAUAGUGACCGAGCCUGACUACAGUCGUUCCUUAUCAGUUUGACUUACUUUGGUUUGUGCAACUCAAAGGUUCCAAAGAAAGAAAGCAACAUGACACGAUUGAUGGUGAAUUAAUAAUUUGCCUCAGUGAACUUGUCCCACCGUGUCUGAACUCUGUGAUUUUCCACUGUGGAUCUCUGUACUCGUCGCGUUCCUGACACAACAGGUGCUGAAACUGCGGUUAG
Megalobrama amblycephala (Wuchang bream) is the source of this 832-nucleotide messenger RNA. RefSeq names its product leucine rich repeat containing 51 (gene lrrc51). The record is from RefSeq and is a predicted model, not a curated record. NCBI's taxonomy places the organism in Eukaryota, Metazoa, Chordata, Actinopteri, Cypriniformes, Xenocyprididae. Gene Ontology annotation, molecular function: protein binding. The transcript is spliced from 4 exons. Bases 148 to 651 code for a protein of 167 amino acids.